AUGAAGCCCACGAAAAGCUGGGCUCCCCUGGCAGCGACCGUACUCGCUACGGCCCUGCUUCUGCAGCCUAUCUAUGCCGAGGCACCAGUCUCAGGCAGCUACUUACCACCAUCAACAAGCUAUGGAACACCGAAUUUAGGAAGCGGAAGCUUCGGUUCAGGACCAUCCUCUAAUUAUGGUGCACCAUCUGCUGGUGGUGGUGGUGGCGGCGGCGGUGGCGGCCGACCAUCAUCAUCUUACGGAGCACCGUCCAGUACCUAUGGAGCUCCGUCCAGUAACUAUGGCGCACCAUCCAGUACUUAUGGUGCACCAAACGGUGGUGGUGGCAGACCAUCCAGUACUUACGGAGCACCAAACGGUGGUGGUGGCAGACCAUCCAGUACUUACGGAGCACCAAACGGUGGUGGUGGGAGACCAUCGAGCAAUUACGGCGCUCCAUCAUCCGGAGGCGGCGGCAGUUACAGUAACGGAAUUUCGUCAAGCUACGGCGCACCGUCACGUGGAGGUGGUGGUGGUUCGAUAUCUUCAACUUACGGAGCACCAAGCUCUGGAGGUGGAGGCAUAUCUAGCAGCUAUGGUGCACCUAACGGAGGCGGAGGCGGUGGCGGAUACUCAAGACCAUCUUCGACUUACGGUACACCUAGCACCGGUGGUGGCAGUUUCGGAGGCUCCGGUGGAUAUUCUGGAGGCGGCAGUGGUGGCUAUUCCGGAGGUGGUGGUGGCUAUUCUGGAGGAGGUGGAAAUGGCGGCGGAAAUGGUGGUUACUCCGGAGGUGGCGGAAAUGGUGGCUACUCCGGCGGUGGAGGUGGACAGAGCUACGCUAGCAACGGAGGAUACCAAUAUUAA
Messenger RNA from Habropoda laboriosa, 846 nucleotides. RefSeq names its product pro-resilin-like. Lineage: Eukaryota; Metazoa; Arthropoda; Insecta; Hymenoptera; Apidae. Gene Ontology annotation, biological process: positive regulation of transcription by RNA polymerase II. The record is from RefSeq and is a predicted model, not a curated record. Bases 1 to 846 code for a protein of 281 amino acids. The transcript is spliced from 4 exons. Gene Ontology annotation, molecular function: transcription coactivator activity. Gene Ontology annotation, cellular component: RNA polymerase II transcription regulator complex.